Morchella sextelata is the source of this 1593-nucleotide messenger RNA. RefSeq lists its product as uncharacterized. Gene Ontology annotation, cellular component: U2-type spliceosomal complex. NCBI's taxonomy places the organism in Eukaryota, Fungi, Ascomycota, Pezizomycetes, Pezizales, Morchellaceae. The coding region runs from base 1 to 1593 and encodes 530 amino acids. The record is from RefSeq and is a predicted model, not a curated record. Gene Ontology annotation, biological process: mRNA splicing, via spliceosome. The transcript has a single exon. Gene Ontology annotation, molecular function: RNA binding.
AUGCCGCCCAAGCGCAUGACCGCAAACCCCACCAAGCCCGCGCGCUACCGCCCCGGCAAACCCACCGCCCCCGAGCACUCCGACACCUCCGACGCCUCCGACACCUCCGACUCCGACUCCGAGUCCGCCUCCGCCCCCCCCAAGAUCCCCAGCACCACCACCACCACCAAAGCCGACUCCGCCCCCGCCAUCGUCUCCUCCGCGCUCAAAAAGGUCGACCUCAACAAACGCUUCGAGCAGUCGCGCAAAGACGAAGAAGCGCGCGCCGCGCUCGCCGCCCAGGCCGCCGCCGCCGAAGAAGCCGCUGCUGCCGCCGCUGCAGAAGCGGAGAAAGAGAGCAGCAGCGAGUACACCUCCGAGGAAGACUCCGAAGAAGAAGAAUCCGAAGAAGAGGCGCCAAAAAAGCUCCUCCUGCGCCCAACGUUCAUCCCAAAGAACAAGCGCAACGCCCCCGCCGAGGACCCCGAGGCCGUGCAGAAGCGCAAAGCCGAGGAGGAGGCGCGCGCAAAGGAGGAGGCGAAGGUGCUCCUCGAAGAACACAUCAAGCGCGACCUCCUCGCCAAGGCCGCCGGCCGCAAAGGGUGGGACGACAAUGACGAUGAAGAUGCUACGGGUGUUGACGACACGGACGCGCUCGACCCGGCGGCCGAGCGCGCGGCGUGGAAGCUGCGGGAGCUGAUGCGCGUGAAGCGGGAGCGCGAGGCGCUGGAGGCGAUUGAGAAGGAGCGCGAGGAGGUUGAGCGGCGGCGCACGAUGGAUCCUGAGUUGCGGAGGAGGGAGGAUAUGGAGUAUGUGCAGAAGCAGCGGGAGGAGAAGAAGGAGAGUCGCGGGCAGAUGGGGUUCCUGCAGAGGUAUUAUCACAAGGGCGCGUUUUAUCAGGAUGAUGGGUCCGAGGUCAUGAAGAAGAACUAUGCGACGGCGCAGGUGGAGGAUGAGGUCAAGAAUCGCGAUGUGCUGCCGAAGUAUAUGCAGGUGCGCGGGGAUGAGGUGGGGAAGAGGGGGAGGACGCGGUGGACGCAUUUGACGGCCGAGGAUACGAGUAUGCAGAAUGGGGGCAGCCCGUGGUUUGAGAAGAGUGGCAGUAAUAGGAGGGCGGCGGAGAAGAUGGGUGGUAUGAGGGAUGAUGAGAGGUUCAUGCCUGAUAAGGACAGGCAGAGAGAACGCGGCGGUGAGGAGAGAAGAGAUAACCGGGGUCCUCCACCACCGCGGAACGAUCGAGACCGUGACUUUGGUGAUCGGAGGCCUCCAGAAGGUCCGCGCAGAGACCGUGAAGGUGGCGACAGGGGCGGUGAUCGAUACCGUGGCAGUGGAGCCAGAGACGGCGACAGAGACAGACGCGGGCCUCCCAAUGACCGAGAAUGGGGCGACCGGAGAUCCAGAGACUCCCAGCGAGAUAGAGACGGCCGCCGAGAAAGAUACUCCGGUGACAGAGACCGGGAACGAAGACGCACGCGAUCACCGCCACGACGACGUGACGAUGGCGACAGAGACCGGGAUAGGGAUAGGAAGCGCCCGCGGUCACCGCCGAGGCGGAGGGAUGAGGACUCGGGGGAUGGGGAUAAGAGGCGGCGGACGGAGGUGCCGGCUGCGUAG